AGGUGUUCAAGCAACCUGGCCACAUAGGCAGGGUUUCACUGUGUAACUCUGGCAGGCAUGGAACUUGCUAUGCAGAUCAGACUGUUCCUGAACUUAACAGAAAUCUGUAUAUUUCUACCCUCCAAUGCUGGGAUGAAAGAUAGGAACGAAGCAACAAAGUGAUAUUCUGCUCUACUCAUAGCUCAGCCAUCGCUGGAGAAGCCUCCUCCUACAACAGAUGGGGAUGAAUACAGCUGGACAAGAUUGAGAAGAAGCUGGAGCCGCUAGCACCAGAUGAAGACCAUCAUGAAGACCUGACGCAGAGCCGCCGCCCACUCACAGGCUGCACCAUUUUCUUAGGCUACACAUCCAACCUAAUCAGUUCGGGCAUCCGUGAGACCAUUCGCUAUCUCGUGCAGCACAACAUGGUGGAUGUACUGGUGACUACUGCUGGAGGCGUGGAAGAAGACCUCAUCAAGUGUCUGGCACCCACAUAUCUUGGCGAGUUCAGCCUCAGUGGGAAGGAGCUCCGAGAGAAUGGGAUCAACAGGAUUGGGAACCUGCUGGUUCCGAACGAUAAUUACUGCAAGUUUGAGGACUGGCUCAUGCCCAUUUUGGACCAGAUGGUGCUGGAGCAGAACACAGAGGGUGUGAAGUGGACACCUUCCAAGAUGAUCUCCCGGCUCGGCAAGGAGAUUAACAACCCAGAGUCUGUGUAUUAUUGGGCCCAUAAGAACCACAUUCCUGUGCUGAGCCCUGCACUCACAGAUGGCUCACUGGGUGACAUGAUCUUCUUCCAUUCCUACAAAAACCCAGGCUUAGUUCUGGACAUUGUUGAAGACCUGAGACUCAUCAACAUGCAGGCCAUUUUUGCCAAGCGCUCUGGCAUGAUCAUCCUGGGUGGAAGUAUGGUCAAGCACCACAUCGCCAACGCUAACCUUAUGCGGAAUGGGGCUGACUACGCUGUCUAUAUCAACACAGCCCAGGAGUUUGAUGGUUCAGACUCAGGAGCCCGGCCAGAUGAGGCUGUCUCUUGGGGCAAGAUCCAGAUGGAUGCACAGCCAGUAAAGGUCUAUGCUGAUGCUUCUCUGGUCUUCCCCCUGCUGGUGGCUAAGACAUUCGCCCAAAAGGCAGAUGCCUUCACAGUUGAGAAGAAUGAGGACUAGACUAGAAGAUUGGUAAAGACUGGGGUUCUUGCCAUGCCUUUAUUUAUUAACUUUACACACCAGCCCCUCCUUGGGCCCGCCCACUCCUUAGUCAGCAGUGUCUCUAGAAUAAACGGUCUUUGUUGGGUC
Molecule: messenger RNA, 1274 nt
Organism: Peromyscus eremicus (cactus mouse)
Lineage: Eukaryota; Metazoa; Chordata; Mammalia; Rodentia; Cricetidae
Product: deoxyhypusine synthase-like
Exons: 11
Coding region: 405-1145 (246 amino acids)
Biological process (GO): peptidyl-hypusine biosynthetic process
Cellular component (GO): cytoplasm
Molecular function (GO): deoxyhypusine synthase activity
Source: RefSeq, a predicted model, not a curated record